This is a messenger RNA of Grammomys surdaster, 3124 nucleotides long. RefSeq names its product peroxisomal biogenesis factor 10 (gene Pex10). Lineage: Eukaryota; Metazoa; Chordata; Mammalia; Rodentia; Muridae. Gene Ontology annotation, molecular function: zinc ion binding. Gene Ontology annotation, biological process: protein import into peroxisome matrix. The transcript is spliced from 6 exons. Bases 82 to 1056 code for a protein of 324 amino acids. The record is from RefSeq and is a predicted model, not a curated record. Gene Ontology annotation, cellular component: peroxisomal membrane.
CCCCACGACGGAGGCACGUCGAGCGUCACAGGCCCCGCCCACGAGGCGCGCCGGCGCAGUGCGAGCCCUCCGAUUCGGGCCAUGGCGCGGGCCGGUGCCCCUGAAGUGAUCCGGGCGGCGCAGAAGGACGAGUACUACCUGGGAGGCCUGCGGAGCGCGGCGGGUGGAGCGCUGCACAGCCUAGCGGGUGCAAAGAAAUGGCUGGAAUGGAGGAAAGAGAUCGAGUUGCUCUCGGACAUAGCCUACUUUGGCCUCACCACAAUUGCAGGCUACCAGACCCUUGGAGAGGAGUACGUUGGGAUCAUCCAAGUGGACCCAUCCCAGCAGCGUGUGCCCUCCAGGCUCCGCCGUGGAGUGCUGGUUGCACUACAUGCUGUCUUGCCCUACCUGCUAGACAAGGCGCUGCUGCCCCUGGAGCAGGAGCUGCAAGCUGAUGGUGAUGGUCCCCGGGCUUCACAGAGCAGUCUGCUACCUGGAGGACGCAGCCGAUCAGGGGCACGGCGCUGGGUGCGUCACCACGUGGCCACCCUGACUGAACAGCAGAGGAAGGCCCUCCAGCGGGCAGUCUUUAUCCUGAGACAGGGCUUUGCCUGCCUCCAUCGGCUCCAUGUGGCUUGGUUUUAUAUUCAUGGUACCUUCUACCACCUGGCCAAGAGACUAUCAGGGAUCACUUAUCUCCGCACUCGCUGGCUACCUGGAGAGGACCAGAGGGCUCGCACUAGCUACCGACUGCUGGGGCUAGUCUCCCUGUUGCAUCUGGCAUUGUCCAUGGGGCUGCAGUUGUAUAGCUUCAGGCAGAAGCAGCGAGCCAGGAAGGAGUGGAGGCUGCACCGCAAUCUGUCCCACCGCAGGAGCUCCCUUGAGGACAGAGCCGUGUGCAGAACCCCACUCUGCACCCUAUGCUUGGAGGAACGAAGACACUCCACAGCUACACCUUGUGGCCAUCUCUUCUGCUGGGAGUGCAUCACCGAGUGGUGCAACACCAAGACAGAGUGCCCCUUGUGUCGGGAGAAGUUCCCACCCCAGAAGCUGGUCUACCUGAGGCACUACCGCUGACAGCUCCAAGAAGUGGAUGGAAGCUCAUGGAGGAAUCUCCUGUGGCUGCACAGAAAUACAAAACCUCCACACUGUCCUUUUGUCACAUAAGCUACUACAGUGACCUGGAAAGAGAGGGGUCAGGCACAAGUGGGUAAAAUUCAAUAUGGGGAUAGGAGUUUGUUGCAUGUAAUUUAUGGCUUCUUCAGUCUCUGGAAACUCUGGAGAUAGUGGGCUCCCCCUCCCUUCCCAAGCCACACAGCUGAGAACCGCUCCAGAAGUUCAGGGUAUUUUACUCAGGUCUGUAAAGAGGAGGCCAGCAUCAGGCUGUGAGGCAGGGCUCAGGGUAGGCAGGAAGCAAAGCCCAGCACUCUGGGCUCACCAAUGUCAGUGCCCUCCUAAAACACCACCACACACCUACCCACGUUGCCAAGCCCUUAAGAAAUGAAGGUCUGGGCUGGAGAGACAGCUUAGAGGCUAAGAGCACUGGAUGUUCUUCCAGAGGUCCUGAGUUCGAUUCCCAGCAACCACGUGGUGGCUCACAACCAUCUAUACUGGAAUCUAAUGCCCUUUCUGGCGUGCAGGCAGAACACUAUAAUACAUAAUAAAUAAAUCUUAAAAAUAGAAAAUGAAGGUCUUCAUCUUCUCUAGUGGAUAGGAAGGGGUCUCCCUGAGUUGCAGAUUUUUUAAGACUGUAUUAGGUUGCACACAUGUCACUGCACAUGUAUGGAGAUCAGGGAACAACUUGCAGUAGUCAGUUCUUUGUAUCAUGUAUUUCAGGGAUCAAAUUCCGGUCGGGCUGAGUAGCAAGCAAGCAACUUUACUUGUUGAAUGUCUCACCAACCCAGCAGAGUUGGCUUGAGUGAGUUUUUUCCUAUAAACCAAUUUCCGUGCACCCCAAGAUAGCUGUUCUCUGAAGUUAAGUGAGCCAUGUUGGCUUGGAGGCCAGAUAAAGCAAGUGACCUGCCUACCCAAUGUCACUGCCAAAUCCAGCUCCCUCAUGGCUCGUCCCUAGCUUGUUUCUGGCCUCCAUUUGACAUUUCCAAGCUUUUAAAAUGAAUUCAAGUCAGCGACAGCCUGGCAUAUCUUUAAGUGACUAAUUCCACAGAAAAAGUACAUUAAGAACAGAAGCUCUAGCUGGAUGAUGGUGGCACACACCUUUGGUCUCAGCACUUAGGAGGCAGAAAAAGCAGGCAGAUUUUUGAGCUGAGGUCAGCCUGGCCUACAGCGUAAGUCCCAGCAUAGUCAGGGUCACACAGAGAAACCCUGUCUUAAAAACUAAAAACAACAAACACAAAAAACCUCAGGAGAUGUGGAUCUAGAUUUCAUAAAACAGUGUGAAGACAACGUGAUAGAGCCUUUGGUCUGUAAGCAGUGAGUAGGGCUGAAGCCACCAUCCUCCUUGUGAAGGUCCCCUUACUGAGAGCAGGACCUAUUGCUCUAGGUGGGGCAGGGGACCAGGACUGACAAAAAGUAGCUUCAGGAAGCCUAUAAGAAGAAGUCUGUGGGAACCUGGAACAUAGCUACAAAUAUGUGCAGUACCCUGACUGCUCUGCUGCUCUGGCCAGGUAGAACUAACUUUCUUUCCAACACACCAGAGUCUAGUCAGUGAUGAGGAAAACAGUGUGGGAAAUGUAAACAAAAACGUCUAGGCUUUGAGCCCCAAGUUCCCACAUGGUUAAAAAAAAACAAACUUAACUUAGAACAUUAGAAAAUAACAGGUUAGGUGUACAAAAUGUGACAUCUAAAAGGACUAUCAGAGUGUCCACAAAGGAAGCCCGGGCAGCUGACUUACUCAGUAUCUAACACCACUGGAUGGACGGACGGACGGACGGACGGACGGACGGAUGAGAAACACCUCUCUGUGGGGUCUGAAUAGGUCACAGCCUGGGACUGAAGAGCCUGCUGGUACCUGACAGCCUGUCCCUCCUGUCCCUGUGGUGUCUGCUGUCCUCGUGCUAACUGGCCCAGCGGUUGGUUCCCUUGCAGUAGCUGUGGCAGGCUGUGCGUCAGGGAAGUGACUCGUGGUGUAGACGAAGGCCGUACAAGCAAGGGACACUUUCUUUAAUAAAGUUGGGAUUUAAAAGUC